UCUCAGCUCGCAGCCGGGGCUGUGCGUCUAGAGUGCGGUGCGUGAGUGCGCGCGUGCAUUGCAUUUCGGCCUUCGCUUGUUUCUCCGAAUAUCCUCGCAGCAGUCGCGAGUGCCGCGCCGCGAAAUUCGGCUUUCGAACGAAAAUUCGCUGUGUGCGUCGACAUGGUGCCGUGAAACGGUGCCGCGCCACAAGCUCAUAAUUUUUUCCAUUCUGGCGUUGAGAUGGACCCCCAGCAACAGCAGUUCUGUCUAAAGUGGAACAGUUUUGGAUCGAACCUCACAACCUCUUGCAGUAACCUCUUCAAAUCCGAGAGCUUGGCCGACGUCACGUUAUUUUGUGAUGGAGUGACGUUCAAGGCGCACAAACUGAUCCUGGCCGCCUGCAGCAAACACCUCGCCGACCUCUUCGACACCGCCCCCCUCCAUCAGACGUUGCUGGUCAUCCUCGACAACACCUCGGCAGCCAACAUGUCCGCCCUGUUGGAGUUCAUGUACAGGGGGGAGGUGCACGUGGCGCAGGACUCGCUGUCCAGCUUCCUCAAGGCGGCCGAAUGCCUGCAGGUCAAAGGGCUGAGCAUCGAGCACGAGAAGUUGGCCGUGGCGCAAACUGUGCCUGCUGAGGCCGUUGUGGAUUCACCGACGAGGAAGCAUCUCAAGGUAUUGAAAGAAGAAAUGGACAGCACCCCGCUCCCCAACAGCACCCACCACCAAUCCAGCCCGUCCCCCAGCUACUCCCCCUCCAUGUCCCCCUACAUGCACCAGCAGCACCUCUACCGCCACCAGUACCCCGACCAACAGCAGCAGCAGCGCUGCCCCACCUCCGGCACCGCCCAUCCGUACGACAGGCGACCGCAGCGCAGCCCCACCGAUUCGGCGCGAGCAUCCCUAUGCAGCCCUAACGAGUCGGCGCGCAGGCGCAGUCCCAACACCGUCAUGCAGGAGUCGGUGCGCGCGUCUGUGUUGCGGGACGGCAGUCGGGCGGCGGGCAGGCCGGGCUCGCCCGGACCGCUCUCGCUCGGGUACCGCCCAUCGAGCAGCUCGUCGAGUCUGCCCGGGCAGGAGGGGGCGCAGGAAGGGGCAGGUGAGGGUGGCGGGCAGACGUGCGUGGAGGGGAUGGGGACCGAGGUGGCGGCGAGGGAUCCGGGCUGUCCUGAGGAUCUGCGGAUGAAGAUGGACCCAGCGGCCUCUCAGCAGGACGAGUCGCCCAGCAGCACGGCAGGAGGUGGCAACGGAAGUGGAGGUGGUCCGAACAGCUCGACGGGCGGGGGGCCAAACGGCUUCAUCGGCCCCCAGACGAAAUACAACCACGACAGGGACAAGGACCUGAUACCGGCCAGCCUGUGGAGCACGGUGGCGGGGAAGCUGAGCCACAAGACGGGCACCGUCAAUACGCCCGACGGUAAAAAACUAAAGUGUCCUUUCUGCGAACGCCUCUACGGCUACGAGACCAACCUGCGCGCGCACAUCCGCCAGCGCCAUCAGGGCAUCCGAGUGCCCUGCCCUUUCUGCUCGAGAACCUUCACGCGCAACAACACCGUGCGCAGACAUAUUGCACGCGAGCACAAGACCGAGCUCAGCCUGAAGGCGUACCAGCAGACGCAGCAGCAGCACCAGCAGCAGCACCAACAGCAACAGGUGCAUCCCUGA
This is a messenger RNA of Phaedon cochleariae (mustard beetle), 1647 nucleotides long. The record is from the annotation of a GenBank genome assembly. NCBI's taxonomy places the organism in Eukaryota, Metazoa, Arthropoda, Insecta, Coleoptera, Chrysomelidae.